CCAGGGGCUUGGGUCGUGCUCCGCCGGUCGCUUCCUGCACUGCCACGCCACUGGCCACCACCUUCUUACCUGCCCUCUGCAUGUUCUUACGUUGGGUCGAUCCUGCAGGCGCGCUCGCGUCGGUUUGUGGGUGUGCGCAGGCGCGGUGGGGACAUUAGCCGGGUUGGGUGGGCGGUGGAGCCCGGGAGCGCGCGGGCGAGACCAUGGCGGGCAGCGGCGCGGGGGGCGGUGGUGGGGAGACGAAGGUGAUUUACCAUCUGGAUGAAGAAGAGACUCCUUACCUGGUGAAGAUCCCAGUCCCCGCCGAGCGCAUCACCCUUGGUGAUUUCAAGAGCGUUCUGCAGCGACCCGCGGGCGCUAAGUACUUUUUCAAGUCUAUGGAUCAGGAUUUCGGUGUGGUGAAGGAAGAAAUUUCAGAUGACAAUGCUCGCCUUCCCUGCUUCAAUGGAAGGGUGGUAUCCUGGUUAGUGUCAUCGGAUAACCCCCAAAUGGAAAUGGCUCUGACAACCCAUGAGUCUCGGUCUGAACUGGCGCCUCCACCCCCUCCAUUGCCCCCCUUACCACCAGAGAGGACCAGUGGCAUUGGGGACUCCCGGCCUCCAUCAUUCCAGAUUGGAAACCACCUCUGCCCAUCUAGCCCCAAUGUAUCCAGCAGCCGUGAAAAUCUGGAGCCUGAGACAGAAACGGAGUCAGUAGUGUCUCUAAGGCGGGAGCGGCCCAGAAGGAGAGACAGCACUGAGCACAGCGCCGCGGGCCACCGACCCAGCGGCCCCUCAAGGCUGGAGCGCCACCUGGCUGGCUAUGAGAGUUCCUCCACCCUCAUGACCAGUGAACUGGAGAGCACCAGCCUUGGGGACUCAGAUGAGGAUGACACCAUGAGCAGGUUCAGCAGCUCCACUGAGCAGAGCAGUGCUUCCCGCCUUCUCAAGCGCCACCGGCGGAGACGGAAACAGCGGCCUCCCCGACUGGAGAGGACCUCCUCCUUCAGCAGCGUCACUGACUCAACUAUGUCUCUGAACAUCAUCACAGUUACCCUCAACAUGGAGAAGUACAACUUCCUGGGCAUCUCCAUUGUGGGCCAAAGCAACGAACGUGGCGAUGGUGGCAUCUACAUUGGCUCCAUCAUGAAGGGUGGGGCCGUGGCAGCUGAUGGCCGCAUCGAGCCGGGAGACAUGCUCCUGCAGGUGAAUGACAUGAACUUUGAGAAUAUGAGUAAUGAUGAUGCAGUUCGGGUGCUGAGGGACAUUGUGCACAAGCCGGGCCCCAUUGUGCUGACGGUAGCCAAGUGUUGGGAUCCCUCUCCCCAAGCCUAUUUCACUCUCCCCCGAAAUGAACCCAUCCAGCCAAUUGACCCUGCUGCCUGGGUCUCUCACUCUGCUGCGCUGACUGGUACCUUCCCAGCCUAUCCAGGCUCUUCAUCCAUGAGCACCAUCACGUCUGGGUCCUCUCUGCCUGAAGGCUGUGAAGGCCGAGGUCUCUCUGUCCACACAGACAUGGCGUCUGUGACCAAAGCCAUGGCAGCUCCAGAGUCUGGGCUGGAAGUUCGGGACCGCAUGUGGCUCAAGAUCACCAUCCCUAAUGCCUUUUUGGGCUCAGACGUGGUUGACUGGCUCUACCAUCAUGUGGAGGGCUUUCCCGAGCGGCGGGAAGCCCGCAAGUAUGCCAGCGGAUUGCUCAAGGCAGGCCUGAUCCGACAUACUGUGAACAAGAUCACCUUCUCUGAGCAGUGUUAUUAUGUUUUUGGAGACCUCAGUGGCGGCUGUGAGAGUUACCUAGUCAACCUCUCUCUGAAUGACAACGAUGGAUCCAGUGGGGCAUCAGACCAGGAUACCUUGGCUCCUCUGCCUGGUGCCACCCCCUGGCCCCUGCUGCCUACGUUCUCCUACCAGUAUCCCACCCCACACCCAUACAGCCCUCAGCCGCCACCCUACCAUGAGCUUUCUUCCUACACUUACGGUGGAGGCAGUGCCAGCAGCCAGCACAGUGAGGGGAGCCGGAGCAGUGGGUCGACACGAAGCGAUGGGGGGGCAGGGCGCACAGGGAGGCCUGAGGAACGGGCCCCCGAGUCCAAGUCCGGCAGCGGCAGUGAGUCGGAGCCCUCCAGCCGAGGGGGCAGCAUUCGGCGGGCUGGGGAGCCUGGGGGGAAUGGGGAUGGUGGCCCACCUCUGUCCAGGGGCUCUUCGGGAGGCCCUCCCAAUCUCCGAGCCCACCCAGGACUCCAUCCUUAUGGACCACCCCCAGGUAUGGCCCUCCCGUAUAACCCCAUGAUGGUGGUCAUGAUGCCCCCACCUCUGCCUCCUGUGCCUCCAGCAGUACAGCCGCCAGGGGCCCCUCCAGUCAGAGAUCUGGGCUCUGUGCCUCCAGAGCUAACUGCUAGCCGCCAAAGCUUCCACAUGGCCAUGGGUAACCCCAGUGAGUUCUUUGUGGAUGUCAUGUAGGUCCCACGAGGGGCCAUAUUGGAUCUGCACCACGGCCUGGCCAGUGGUGCUUGGUGCUUGUUCUAUGACUGCAUGUCUUGUCAGUCAUAUGUGUUCAUCACUCCUUUGGUGCCUGGGCUCAGCUUGUCCUGUUGGUUACUGCCUGCUGUGACGCUGUUGCCAUUGUGACUUUCUAGCAGUGCCUGGUUCCUCCUCCUUCCUUGUGAGGGACCUCCAAUAAUUUUUUUAUCUUUUUUUUAAUAAGCCUGAGGGGGGUAAAAUAGAAUUUCUUACAUUGUUUGGACUAUUUUUUUAGUACACAUUCCUUACUUUAUAUGAAGAAUCCCCAUCUACUGGACCCUUUCUUCUAAUCCCAGAAUAUGAGGACCUAGUCCGUUCCCCCAGAUAGUUGUGCCUUGGACAGGGCUUGGAGGUCGGGGAGGGUGUGUGGUGGUCAGAGGUACGUUGGGAGGAAGAAGGGAAUCAAUCAGUCACCCAUAGACAGUAAGUAGUCAAAGGAAGCUGGGGAUGUGUUUGGUAUUUGGGGUUCGUGU
Sorex fumeus (smoky shrew) is the source of this 2971-nucleotide messenger RNA. It is a transcript of the gene DVL2, whose product is annotated as dishevelled segment polarity protein 2. The coding region runs from base 204 to 2438 and encodes 744 amino acids. The record is from RefSeq and is a predicted model, not a curated record. NCBI's taxonomy places the organism in Eukaryota, Metazoa, Chordata, Mammalia, Eulipotyphla, Soricidae. Gene Ontology annotation, molecular function: frizzled binding. Gene Ontology annotation, biological process: canonical Wnt signaling pathway; intracellular signal transduction. Gene Ontology annotation, cellular component: cytosol. The transcript is spliced from 15 exons.